Messenger RNA from Malus domestica (apple), 1480 nucleotides. Its product is annotated as autophagy-related protein 18b. The record is from RefSeq and is a predicted model, not a curated record. Gene Ontology annotation, biological process: protein lipidation; autophagy of mitochondrion; nucleophagy. Gene Ontology annotation, molecular function: phosphatidylinositol-3-phosphate binding; protein binding; phosphatidylinositol-3,5-bisphosphate binding. Gene Ontology annotation, cellular component: phagophore assembly site membrane; extrinsic component of membrane; cytosol. NCBI's taxonomy places the organism in Eukaryota, Viridiplantae, Streptophyta, Magnoliopsida, Rosales, Rosaceae.
AGUGGGAACCCCAGCCUUCGUCCGGGUCUCUAAAUUCUCCCUUGCAAUUUUUCCGGUAUCUUUCUUCCUCUCCCCCUUGUUUUCUUUCUGUAAUUGCAAAAUUACAUUAAAAUUUCCAAAGGAACAAGGGAGAAGGUAACGACAUGGCCUCUCCUUACCCAAUUUAUUGCGCUUCCUUCAACCAAGACACCAGUUGCUUUGCAAUCGGCACAAGGGGCGGCUUCAAAAUAUUCGAUUCCAGUACUGGCAGACUCUGCUAUGAGCGAGCUAUUGGAGCUUUCGUUAUAGUAGAAAUGCUUUUUAGCUCUAGUCUUCUUGCCAUUGUUGGAGCUGGUGAAGAGCCAUCCCUAUCGCCCCGCCGCCUCUGUUUGUUCAAUACCACAACUGCAACUGCUCUUCGAGAAUUAAAUUUCUUAACUUCCAUACUUGCUGUUCGCAUGAAUAAGAAGAGACUUGUUGUCAUUUUACAGGACAAAACAUACGUAUAUGACAUAAAUAGUCUCGCAAUCUUGGACACUAUUGAUACUAUACCAAAUAUAAAAGGGCUUUGUGCAUUCUCACCAAGUUUGGAAGGGUGCUUUUUGGCUCUUCCUGCUAGCAUCUCGAAGGGAUCUGUGUUGUUGUACAAUGUCAUGGACCGGCAUUUACAUUGUGAGAUAGAUGCGCAUCGAUCCCCACUUGCUGCAAUUGCCCUUUCUUCCAAUGGAAUCUACAUAGCAACAGCAUCUGAACAGGGAACCAUUAUCAGAGUCCAUCUAGUCUCAGAAGCAACUAAGUCGUAUAGCUUUCGAAGAGGGACAUAUCCAUCAACUAUAUUUUCUUUGUCAUUUGGGCCAUCUAUGCAACUGCCAGAUAUUCUUGUGGGAACAAGUUCUUCAGGUUCUGUUCAUGCCUUUUCUCUGGGGUUCUCCAUUUAUCAAAGAAGCAAAAGAUCAGGGAGUUUUCUUGGAUCAAUUAUACCCGACUCUGUGACUGAUGCAUUAGAUCCGGCACAUCAUGAUGUACUUCAUAAUGCUGCACCGGCAGGAGUCAAAAGCUAUGCAGUGAUACGAAAGGUAGAUAAGGUUGCUGAUACAUCAACUUCAGAAAUUGUGGCUUGUAGGGCAACUAUUUCCAUCAUAAGCUACAAUGGGUACUUCCAGGAGUACAACUUAAGUGUCAACAGUCAGAAUGAGUUCGUGUGGAGCUUGGAGCGCGAGUUCAAGCUACUUGCUGUCAUCACAGAUGAUUCCACCAGCUCAUGAUGAAAAAGUUAGUAUGCUUCAAGGCCUAGCUGACUGGCCUUGAAGGAUCAUGUAAUACAACUCGGUAACACAAAUUAAUUCCGACACGGAAUUAGUAGGUUAGUAUAUGGCAAAUCAUAGUCGUGUUUGAUUCUUGUUGACCCUAAUAACAUGAGUACAUGGCAACUUGUGUACAUGUGAAUAGCUCGAGUGAGUGGAACAGCUUUCCAAUACAAGAAAAUUAUUUGGUUCACAAA